Saprolegnia diclina VS20 is the source of this 1632-nucleotide messenger RNA. RefSeq lists its product as hypothetical. Gene Ontology annotation, molecular function: xenobiotic transmembrane transporter activity; antiporter activity. Gene Ontology annotation, biological process: transmembrane transport. Bases 79 to 1596 code for a protein of 505 amino acids. Gene Ontology annotation, cellular component: membrane. The transcript is spliced from 2 exons. NCBI's taxonomy places the organism in Eukaryota, Oomycota, Saprolegniomycetes, Saprolegniales, Saprolegniaceae. The record is from RefSeq and is a predicted model, not a curated record.
AUCCCACUUUGCACAAACAAUCUCAGUGCGUGUCCCUGCGGUGGCGACCACAGAUCCCUCGUACACUGCUCGACGAGGAUGAUGGAGCACACGCCGCUGGUGUCCAAGAAGACGACGGAUGUCUUUGACCUCCAGCACGAGUUCUGGCCGUACCUCUCGCUCGCCUUCCAGAUGGCGCUCGCCAACAUUGCGCGCAUCGCGCUCACGUCCAUCGACUCGGCCUUCCUCGGCCACCUCGGCACGGGCGCGCUCGCAGGCUCGUCGCUGGCCACGAUCUGGACCCAAGUGCCGCUCUUUGCCGUCUGGGCCAUGGCCUCGGCCCUCGUGACGCUCUGCGGCCAAGCGUUUGGCGCCAAGAACUAUGCGCUCAUGGGCGUGUGGUUUCAAAUGUCAUUGAUCCUCGUGACGCUUUUGUCCGUGCCCGUCUUUGUCUGGUACUGGGUCCUCGACGUCGUCCUCUCGCGCGCGACGGACGAUCUCGAUAUCGUUGCGCUCGGGGUCCGCUUUGCGCGUCUCCUCUCGUUUUCGAUUUGGCCGACGCUGGCGUAUGCGUGCAUGCGCCAGUACCUCCAGGCCAUGAACAUCGUCGCGCCGACGACGAUCAUCGGCACGAUCGCCAUCUUCCUUGCGAUUGGCGCCAACACGUUCUUCAUCUACGGCGCCGGCGAGUGGCACGGCCUCGGCUUUGACGGGUCGGCCAUCGCGACCGUCUUUGCGUCCUGGUUCCAGCCCAUUGCACUAUUUCUCUAUGCCUUUACGUACCGCGGCUACCACAAGAUGGCGUGGGACGGCUGGCACUGGUCGGCGUUCACGUCCGAUCGGUGGCGCACGUUCCUUCGCAUGGCUGUGCCCCUCGGCAUCAACGACGGCUUGACGACGCUCGCCAACUCGUGCAUGUCGCUCAUCGCCGCGCAGCUCGGUGCUCAAGUCCUAGCGUCGAAUGCAAUUCUGCUCACGCUCUGGGGCAUGGUCUGGGCGCUCUUCUGGGGCAUUGGCUGCUCGACCCAAGUCAAGGUCGCGAAUCAUCUGGGCGCCGGCCACCCGAACGCCGCGCGGGCUGCGAGCCGCCUCGGUUUUGCCACGAUCGGUGCCGCGACCGUCCUUGUGGCGCUGGCGACGUUGCUGGGACGGGACCUCGUGCUCCGCGUCUACACGAGCGAUGCCGCGCUCAUUGCUAUGAGCAACGACGUCCUCCCGCUCUUUGUCCUAGCGUUUUGCCUCGAUGCGCUCGAGAUCACGAUGACCGCAGUCCUCGACGGCAUGGGCCAAAUGCCGUUCGUGUCCAUGGUUGCGUUCGUCGCCAUGUGGGGCAUCCAGCUGCCGUUCGCGUACCUCUUUGCGAUCCAGUGGCACUGCGGCUUUGCGGGUCUCUGGUACGGGAUUUGCCUCACGGCCGGCUUCAAGCUCGUCGUGCUCACGGUCAAGUACACGACGAUCGACUGGACCCAAAUGGCGCAAAACGCCAUGGAGGCGAUGGAAGCGCCGGACGCGGUCGACUGGACGAUGCCACCUCUAGCGAUCGCGUCGCCAGCCAACGUGCUCUUGACGCCCUCGAAUGGAUGGGGUCGCACCAAGUCGCACGUCAGUGACAUUUAAUCGAUUGCAAUAGACCAAAGUGUGAGGACUAUCGAA